Messenger RNA from Dictyostelium purpureum, 597 nucleotides. RefSeq lists its product as uncharacterized. The record is from RefSeq and is a predicted model, not a curated record. The transcript has 2 exons. The coding region runs from base 1 to 597 and encodes 198 amino acids. NCBI's taxonomy places the organism in Eukaryota, Evosea, Eumycetozoa, Dictyosteliales, Dictyosteliaceae.
AUGAGAUUCUUAUUCUUUUUAAUUGUUUGUGUUUUAGCAUUUGCAUCAAGUGUAGUUCGUGCUAUUGAUUGUCAAAUGUGCCAAUUUGCUUUCAGCAUCACUGAAGACCUCAUGUACCAAAAUGCUUCAGUUGCUGAUAUCAUCCCAGCUUUAGGCUCUGCAUGUAACUACCAUGGUGAAGAAUUUGCUGAAUCAUGUAACGACCUUGUUGACAACCUUGGUAUGGUUUUAAUGGAAAAAGCCAAUGAACACGAAGAUUCACUUGCUGCCUGUACUGAUUUGGGUGUUUGUGAAGUUGAAAAUGAUCUCCUCAAGAAACAUCACUGGAAAAAACACUUAAAACCACACAAAUGGAACCCAUUAAAGAAAUUAAAGUGUUCAGCCUGCAAACAUGUUGUUAAAGCUGCCGGUAAAGUUAUUAACAAAGGUACUGAUGAAGGUAAACACUUUGCUUCAUCUGAAUGCAAACACUUAGGUAAACCAUUAUCCCACGUUUGUAACAAAUUGGUCGGUAAGAUUUUCCACAAAAUUAUUGCUGAAUUAAAGAGAAAUGAAGAUCCAAACAGAGUUUGUCACAAACUCCAUAUGUGCAAAUAA